Messenger RNA from Coregonus sp. 'balchen', 897 nucleotides. NCBI's taxonomy places the organism in Eukaryota, Metazoa, Chordata, Actinopteri, Salmoniformes, Salmonidae. The record is from the annotation of a GenBank genome assembly.
AUGGGUAACAAGGCCGGUCCUUCCCCAGAGGAGGCCCGAUUGGCUGAACAUGCUGAUCUGGAGGUGGAGCCAGCAGAACCCUGCCCUAAGCUCCGCCCACACACCGCAAGGAUUGUGGAGGAUGAGGAGGCGGAAACAGAGAAGAAGGAGAACGGGUGUACAGUUGUAGAAAGGGAACAAGGAGGAUUAAAGGUGGAGGGCCAAUCAUUAUCUGAGCCCCCGCUAUUUGGAGUGAAGACCCCUGAAAUGGUGCCUUGUCCUGCCCAAGUUUCAACCUCAGCCUCAGCCCCAUCCCCAGACACACUUCCAGCUCCAGCCCCAGUCUCCGCUUCUGAGGAUGCCCAGAAAGGAGAGGUCUCUGUGGGCAGCCUGGCCCAGCCAGCUGGCUUGAAAGACCCACAACCAGCGAAGGAGAAGAAAGAGGGGGAGAAGAAAGAGGAGGAGGAGGAGGAGGAGGAAGAGGAGGAGGAGGAGGAGAGAGUGAAGGGGGAGGAGGAGGAGGGGAGAGAGAAGGGUGAGGAAGAUGAGGUAGAGGAGAAGGAGAGCGAGGAGGAGAGAGAGAAGGAUAAGGAGGAGGAGGAGGAGAGAGAGGAGAAGGAGAGAGAGAAGGGGGAGGAGGAGAAGGUAGAGGAGAAGGAAGAGGGUAGGAGGAGUCAGAGUGAAGCCUCUGUGGAGUUACUAAGCAGCCCCCAAACCUCAGCCCAGCCAAGCCCAGCCCCAACCCCAGCCCCGUCCUCUACCCUAAGUGAUGAUCCCUGCAUCUGGAGUCUGGAGCUUCUCAUCGCUGCGGCGCUGGUGUGCAACCGGGAGCCGCUACCCCCUAUACACCCCUCCAACACACCCCUUCCGCCCACGCCCAUCCCACACCGAGGCAUGGAGAAUAGGGAGAGUGGAUGA